This is a messenger RNA of Ilex paraguariensis (yerba mate), 606 nucleotides long. Lineage: Eukaryota; Viridiplantae; Streptophyta; Magnoliopsida; Aquifoliales; Aquifoliaceae. The record is from the annotation of a GenBank genome assembly.
AUGCAUUAUGGUGGCCAAUUCAAACAUGGGAAUGAUCAAGUGUACGUUGGAGGGAGGGUGAAUCACAUUGAUUUGUGUCACAUAGACGAGCUUUCUUUGAUAGAACUGGAGAAUAUGUUGAAAGUGAUGGGACUGGGGCACUGCGGGAUUGUCAGAUUCCAUCUUAGAAUUCAUAAUGGAUGGAAAGUUUUAGAUGACGAUGAGGAUGUUUUGGGUUUGGGCAGUUGGGUCAACAAGCACAAAGUGCUUGAUGUCUAUGUUGAACACACCAGAGGUGAUGUCCUUGAUCAAAGCCAAGCAAAGUUAAAUUGUGUUCCUACUGUACAACAGUUCGAUGGAGAAAAUAAUGUGGGUUGUAGUGUUGUGGCUUCUGAUAAUGCAUUAGACAAUGAUUCAUCACAGUAUGAGGAACACUCAAACAACUCGACUUCAGAUGAUGAGUACUUCUAUGACAGUGAGUACGAUUUGGAUUGCGUACAGCUGCAUGAUACAAUGGUUGAUGAAGAUGUGGGACUCAGGAAUGAACAGACAAAGGGGAAGUGGUUGGUAAUGGCAUUGGAAGAAACUAAAGGAAAUGGGUUCAAACCGAUAAUACAACAACAAUGG